GCGGAGAGUGCUCCGCCGGCGCAAGAGGCUGCGGAAGAAAUCUCCUUUCCUUCACGAGGUCCUCGCAAGCGUGCCGACGGAGCACGUGAGGCUCACAAGGGGUCGCCGGACUGUGCCCUGCAAGAGGACGAGGCUAUUUUUCGGGCUCUGCCGCGCCAAAGCGAGCGCGGUGUGCCAGGCGUAGACGUGCUUGCUGCCUGCGCUGCCCAUGCAGAUGUUGGCGCCGAAUCGGCCGCUGAACGUGGCCGCCGGUUUUGGC
This is a messenger RNA of Symbiodinium sp. CCMP2592, 259 nucleotides long. Lineage: Eukaryota; Dinophyceae; Suessiales; Symbiodiniaceae. The record is from the annotation of a GenBank genome assembly.